GAGAUGAGACUUUUUAUUGGGCUUUAGGUUUGGCCCAUUACAGGGAUAUUAGCGUCUAUUUAACAAAAGUGAGAGCUAAUUUGGUUCGAGGGGAGAACAAAGUUAUGCCAUUAGCUAAGUUUAGACAAUUACCAAAACUGCUUGCGUCUCUCAUUCUAACGUUAAACAAAAUAAACCUCCCAACAAAACUUAAGCUUUUCUUUUUUUCUGUCUAUGUCUAUAGCUUUUGAACAAAACCACUGAAAAGAAGGGAAAAAAACAAUAAUUUGUACAUAAAUUAUACAAAAACCAGAGGAAACUAAAGAUCAUAAAAAAUAGAGCGAAAAGAUGAAUGACUUAUUCUCAAAUUCAUUCAAGCGGAACCAGGCUCAAAUGAGCGAUGUCGAGGCAGGUCAAGAAACGAUGAACCUCGACAAAUUCUUCGAGGACGUGGAGAAUGUCAAAGAUGACAUGAAAGGAGUCGAGACUCUUUAUAAGAAGCUUCAAGGCUCGAACGAGGAAUGCAAGACGGUGCACAACGCCAAUAAGGUGAAGGAGCUACGCGCUAAGAUGGAUGCUGACGUAGGUCAGGUUCUUAAGAGGGUCAAAAUCAUUAAGCAGAAGCUCGAAGCCCUAGAGAAAGCCAACGCUAAUAGCCGUAACGUCCCGGGUUGUGGGCCCGGUUCGUCUACGGAUAGGACUCGGUCUUCUGUGGUCAGCGGUCUCGGGAAGAAGCUCAAGGACUUGAUGGAUAGUUUCCAGAGUCUACGUGCGCGAAUGAACGAUGAGUAUAAGGAAACCGUAGAGCGCAGGUAUUUCACGAUAACAGGAGAAAAAGCGGACGAGCAAACGAUUGAUAACUUGAUUGCGAGCGGCGAGAGUGAAAAUUUCAUGCAAAAAGCGAUUCAAGAGCAAGGAAGAGGUCAGAUCAUGGACACGAUAUCUGAGAUCCAAGAAAGACAUGAUGCAGUGAAGGAGAUCGAGAAGAAUCUACUGGAGUUGCACCAAGUUUUCUUGGACAUGGCGGCUCUGGUGGAAGCGCAGGGGCAACAACUGAACAACAUAGAGAGCCAUGUUGCAAAGGCGAGCUCGUUUGUGAGAAGAGGGACUGAUCAGCUCCAAGACGCGAGAGAGUACCAAAAGAGCUCGAGGAAAUGGACUUGUUACGCCAUCAUUCUCUUCAUCGUUGUCUUUAUCCUUCUUCUCAUUCCCGCUAUGCCACAUAUUAUGCUCAUGCUGAAAUGAAAUUUCUAGAGAAUUUGAUUUUUAUCAUCACAUUCAUCUCUUUGCCUAUUCCUUUUUCUUGUUUUUUGCUUAUGGGAGGGAAUAGUUAGACUAUGAUGAAACCAUGGGAAAG
Messenger RNA from Raphanus sativus (radish), 1336 nucleotides. Its product is annotated as syntaxin-125. Gene Ontology annotation, cellular component: plasma membrane; SNARE complex; endomembrane system. Gene Ontology annotation, molecular function: SNAP receptor activity; SNARE binding. Gene Ontology annotation, biological process: vesicle fusion; exocytosis; intracellular protein transport. The record is from RefSeq and is a predicted model, not a curated record. The transcript is spliced from 2 exons. Lineage: Eukaryota; Viridiplantae; Streptophyta; Magnoliopsida; Brassicales; Brassicaceae. The coding region runs from base 328 to 1224 and encodes 298 amino acids.